CUACUCAAUACUUUGACAAGAUGAAAAUGUUUAUUUUUAGUGUUGUUAUUAGUGAGCUAUAGAGGUGAUUUGGAUAAUCAUCCUCGCGGACAUUAAUUUAAAAAGUCUACAAAGCGAGCCAAAAUUGUUUUUUGUGAAGUAUUGUGCCAGCAGCCUUGACCUUGUAACCAACAAAUUCUAAUUAGUUCCUCUUUGAAUCUGGAUAUACGUCCAUCCAUCCAUCCAUCCAUGCAUCCAUCCAUUUUCUAACGUUUAUCCGGGGUCGAUGUCCCCCGCCUCCCCCGGAACUUGAGCAAAGUUCUGUUGGAGGUGGGAGUCUGACAGAGGAUUAUGCCAGACGUUCCCAGCAGACCCUCACAAUACGUUUUGGCCUGUCACGUCGGACCGGCAUCUUCCCCCAACAUCGGAGCCAACUCACCACCAGGUGGUGAUCAGUGGACAGCUUCGCCCCUCUCUUCACCCGACUGUCCAAGAGAUGCGGCCGCAAGUCCGAUGACACAACCACAAAGUCGAUCAUCGAACUGCGAUCUAGGGUGUCCUGGUGCCAAGUGCACGUGUGGACACCCUUAUGCUUGUACAUGGUGUUCGUUAUGGACAAUCCGUGAUGAGCACAGAAGUCCAAUAACAGAACACCGCUCGGGUUCUGAUCGGGGGGCCGUUCCUGCCAAUCACGCCCUUCCAGGUAUCACUGUCAUUGCCCACGUGAGCAUUGAAGUCCCCCAGCAGAACGAUGGCGUUCCCAGCGGGAGCGCUCUCCAGCACCCCCUCCAAGGACUCCAAAAAGGGUGGGUACUCUGAACUGCUGUUUGGUGCAUAGGCACAAAGAACAGUCAGGACCCGUCCCCCCACCCGAAGGCGGAGGGAGGCUACCCUCUCGUCCACCGGGGUGAACCCCAACAUACAGGCGCCGAGCCGGGGAGCAAUAAGUAUGCCCACACCUGCUCGGCGCCUCUCACCGUGGGCAACUCCAGAGGGGAAGAGAGUCCAACCCCUCUCAAGAGGACUGGUACCAGAGCCCAAGCUGUGUGUGGAGGCGAGUCCGACUAUAUCUAGUCGGAACUUCUCGACCUCACACACCAGCUCGGGCUCCAGAGAGAUGGCAUUCCACGUCCCUAGAGCCAGCUUCUGUAGCCGGGGAUCAGAUCGCCAAUGUCCCUGCCUUCGGCCACCGCCCAGCUCGCACUGCACCCGACCCCUAUGGCCCCUCCCGCAGGUGGUGAGCCCAUGGAAAGAGGGACCCACGUUACCCUUUCAGGCUGUGCCUGACCGGGCCCCAUGGGUACAGGGCCAGCCACCAGGCGCUCGCCUUUGAGCCCCACCUCCAGGCCUGGCUCCAGAGGGGGGCCCCGGUGACCCGCGUCCGGGCAAGGGAAAACCGAGUCCAUAGUUUGUCGUUAUCAUAAGGGGUCUUUGAGCCGUGCUUUGUCUGGUCCCUCACCUCGGACCUGUUUGUCAUGGGUGACCCUGCCAGGGGCAUAAAGCCCCAGACAACUUAGCUCCUAGGAUCAUUGGGACACACAAACCCCUCCACCACGAUAAGGUGACGGCUUCCAGGAGGGGUCUGGAUAUAUGUGCACGAUGAAUGUUGAACAAAAAUGUUUCCACUUUUAAUUUACUGGCGCUCCACUAAAACUGACUGUGAAUAUCGACUUUUCAGCACUACCAGUAGCCACCCGGUGUCCUGGUCUAGUUAAUGCCCUGCUGAUAAAGAGAAAUCCUGCCUUAUCUUCUUUGUCGUCAGCAGCAGACUACACACACAUGUACAUGCACAGUCAAACACGUACACACACUCUCUCUAUGCUGCAAGCUUCAGUGUUGUCUGACUGCUACAUCAGAUACUAUUGACAUCUUUUUCUGUCUUUCUAUUACACACAUACACUUAUACUGUGCAAUAUAAAGUCAGAAGCUAAAACAUUAUGUACAACUGUACAGCAACAAAUGGGAUCCAGUACAAAAAUUGCAUCAAAAUAAUGCUGAGUUUUGGCAAUAUUUGUAUGAUUGUGGUUGCAGUGGUGAAGAACUGCACAGAAUUAUACUAACAGAUGUUUGUAAUGGAUACACAUCUGUUUGUCAAUAACAACAAGGGUUGCAAAAUUCCUGUCACUUUAAUGUUGAAACUUCAGCUAUCCAUUUUCUUGCACUUAUCUGGGGUCAGGUUCCAGGGGCAGCAAUGUAGGUAGAGAAUCCCAGAGUUCUCGGUCCCCAGGUACUUCAUCCAGCUCUUCCACGGGCAUCCCGAGACUUUGCCAGGCCAGCCGACAUACAUAAAUAAUGUCCAGGCUUCACUUGGUUUCAAGGGUUACGUAACCCUUCAUCUUAGCUCUCUACCCCUAAGCCUCACUGAGAAUUAGGACACCCCUUUGUUCUCGUGAAUGCGCAAAAUCGAGGGCACAGUGGUGAAAUGAGGGCUAAAAUACAGAAUUGGGAUUGGCCCCUUGGUUUCAAGGAGUAUGUAGCCUUUCGUCUUAGAAUUGGGACACCACUUUGUUUUCGGGAAUGCACAGACUGAAAGCGAAGGGGUGAACCUGGAGAGGACAUUCCACCCUUUUCCGACUGAGGACCAUGGCCUCAGAUUUGGAGGUGCUUAAUACGACUUACUGCCGGCAAUGCGAAACGGACUCUUGACACCGGUCGUACAGGGACCAAACAGCCCGUAUCAAGGGGGAAAGUUGGCAACUUUACAAGUUGCAUUUAUGCGAUUUAAUGGGAAUAAACCAGAAAUCUACUAAAUUUAAGAGUACUGGAAGUUUUCCACCCCUUUGUAACCCUAAGCAGAACCGAGUAUUAUUUAGUAUUUUUUUGUUUGUUUUUAAACAGCUCUUCUAUUGGAUUGUGCAGGUGUACCCAAGAGUGUAACUGUCGAGGCAGCUUCAUUCAUCCCUUGCAUAUUCAGUCUGCUCCUCAUAAGUGAACAAAUCCAAACUGAUCGCUGUUCAAUUCCCUCCCUUCUCCCUGUCAUUCUGGUCCUCGCCUUUGUCGUUUCUGGAAAAACCUGUGUCUUGUAUCUCGCCUUGUCUUCUUCCUUCACAUGUCCCAUGUGCAAUUUCCCUUAUCUGUUGCAAUCUGCCUAUUUGCUGCUCUCUACCCUCCGUGCAUGUCAAUGUUCUCUCUCACUCCGUCCCUCCCCUCGUUCUAUCUUUCCUCCUCAGCAUGGGCGUUCAGAGUGUUCAUGGGAGGGGAUCAAUCUGUCUAUGGAGGACACCACGUCCAUCCUGCCGCGCCUCAAGAGGAACUCCAACGCCUACGGCAUCGGAGCUCUGGCUAAGUCUUCUCUGUCAGGUGUGUCAGGUGUGAGCCGCACCAUGAAGGAAAGAGUAACCAAGCCCACGGCCAUGGCCCAGGGCCGCGUCGCCCAUAUGAUUGAGUGGCAAAACUGGGGGAUGGCGACGGUAGGCGUAGGGGGCAUCCCCCAGUCCCGCAUCACGACCCAGGAGCGGGAAAAAGAACGGCGGCUGGAGAACGACGCGUACAGCGACCUGAGCGACGGCGAGAAGGAGGCCCGAUUCACCGCAGGCAUCCUGCAGCAGUUCGCCAUCUCCGAGGCUACCCUCCUGGCCUGGUCAUCGAUGGAUGGCGAGAGCCCUCGGUCGGGAUCCAACCAGGGCAGCGUGGCGCAUCUGAGCGAGGUCAACCAGGAGAGCAUUACCAGUCGAGACCAGAUCUUGCAUCACUCCUCAGCCGAGGUAUGGCCUCACACUUACGUCUCCCAGGGACACUACUGCCUCUCCUCCUCGGACGCUUGGGAGCCCAUCAACGACGACCCGUCCGGCGUGGCGUCCACCCCGGCCGGCUCCUACCUCGUGGGGACCGAUGGCUACGACGAGCAGGCAGCUGCUCACUUCUUGUCGCAGCAGCAGCAGCAGCAGCAGCAACAGCAGUUUAACCUCCAGCAACAGAGCCAACUGCAGCAGCUGCAGCAGAUCCAGCAAAUGCAGCACUACCAACAGCAGCAGCUCCUGCAGUAUCAACAGCAACAGUCACUGGAACACAGGCUGCACAGCGCCAACCACUCCUUGCAAGCGACACCCAACAGCACCAUCCACAGCCUGGUCCACCAAGUGCACCCGCCCCUGGUGGAUCUUUGGAACACAGGUCAGAUGGAGGCCUAUCAGGUGGAGGCCGGAGGCUACAUGGGCACGGCGGCCGUGGUGGAACAGGGCCUCUGUGUCCCCACCGGGGAGGAGCUGGUGGGGAACGAACACUCGCCGCUGCUGGAGCAACAGGAGGAAGAGGAGGAUAUCAAAGAUGGAGAGAUGACACUGUGUAUGGAGCCGGAGUCGUCCACGUUGACUCCACCCACGCAUCCCGGGGACGCCUCGUGCGGCAGUAGUCCGGGCCAACUGCCGGCGUCGCCAAUGGGCGAGCAGAGGGCCUGCGACGCCACGCCGGCCGGCCUCGCUCACACGCUACAGGAGGAGGAGGAGGAGGAAGAGGAAGAGGACGCUGGGCAGCAAGAAGAGGGGCCAGUCGCUUCCAUGGCAACCAACUGACUUCCUGGUUGUCAUGUGACUCCUCCAUAAAAACUGACCAGGAGUCAACCGUUAGUAAUACAAUAUCUAUCUAUUAUUCUGUUGCUUUUCAGGUAUCAAAAAAAACAAAAAAACAAAAAAAAAAUUUUCUGGGCAAGAUGGACUCUUUGGAAAUUGAGAAAUAGGACUCAUGCUGAAAAGGAGACCUGAUGGAACAAACUUUGUAAGCCUUACAUCCCAAAGGUAAACACAUGACGAGAGGAUGAGGAGCUACACGGACAUUACCAUCAAGGAUCAGGAGGGAGGGGG
Molecule: messenger RNA, 4778 nt
Organism: Phyllopteryx taeniolatus (common seadragon)
Lineage: Eukaryota; Metazoa; Chordata; Actinopteri; Syngnathiformes; Syngnathidae
Gene: fam131bb
Product: family with sequence similarity 131 member Bb
Exons: 7
Coding region: 3036-4490 (484 amino acids)
Source: RefSeq, a predicted model, not a curated record